This is a messenger RNA of Clarias gariepinus (North African catfish), 2454 nucleotides long. RefSeq names its product solute carrier family 22 member 6, like (gene slc22a6l). The record is from RefSeq and is a predicted model, not a curated record. Gene Ontology annotation, molecular function: transmembrane transporter activity. The coding region runs from base 583 to 2253 and encodes 556 amino acids. Lineage: Eukaryota; Metazoa; Chordata; Actinopteri; Siluriformes; Clariidae. Gene Ontology annotation, biological process: transmembrane transport. Gene Ontology annotation, cellular component: membrane. The transcript has 11 exons.
AGCAGCUUAGUUUCCAAACACAUUAAAAUCAAACAUGCUGCCUUUGACCCAGUCCAUCACUCCGCAUAGUGCGGUCUUUUACUAGGACGUGGUUUAAGCUGGAUUUCCACAUCGUCACUUUAUUAGGGUCGAACAACUUGAUGUUUUACAUGCCAGCUGGACAAACACAGCUUGCAUUCUUCCGUUCCACAGAAAAGCUGUCUAGGGACACAAGAGGUUUAGCAGUGCUUUAUAAUACAGUAUUAUAGCUGUUCAGAUUUUUCUCAGAAAGAAAAAAACAAAACAAAGCUGAUUACACACCUCCAUCUUGACUGCCUGCAGGAGACCUUGCUGGAUUUGCACACUCUGGACAAGAUCUGUAGUAAUGAAUUAUUCGCCUGCAUUUAAAUAGCAGGAGGGAUUUUUUUUUUUUCCGCAAAAGGAGGUCAUUGUGAAUUUUGGAGUUUUAACACGGGAAGGCAUCACCAGUUCUAAAAACCCAGUGACGAAGAAGAAAGAAGCCUAGCAAUACCUAAUUUUACUCAUACCCUGAGGACAGACAUCAAUCCAGUCUACGCAGCAGGAGAUCUUCAACUCUAAACCAUGGUGUUUGCGGACCUACUGGAGCAGGUGGGCAGCACGGGUCAUUUCCAGGUGGUCCAUGUCACCCUGCUCUCCAUGCCCAUCCUCAUGAUGGCAAGCCACAACCUGUUGCAGAACUUCGUAGCCGCUGUGCCUCCACACCACUGCACCGCCCAUGCCAACAUCUCAGAUCCUGCAAUGAGUCCAGCUGAGACCCUGCUCCUUAGCGUGCCUUUGGAUGGCCAGGGUAAACUGGAGCGCUGUAGGCGCUAUGCACAACCACAGUGGGACCUACUGGCCAAGAACAUGUCUGAGGCCAUGGAUAAAACCACAAUCAAGAUGGAGGGAUGUGCGGAUGGAUGGAGCUAUAACAAGACCGACAUGACCUCGACCAUUAUUACAGAGUGGGAUUUGGUGUGCGAUUUAAAAUCCCUAAAACAAAUGGGGCAAAGUGUUUACAUGGGAGGAGUGCUUGUGGGAGCACUGGUCUUCGGGGGUCUGUCUGACAAGUUUGGCCGUCGCAUUUUACUCCUGAUCUCUUACCUGAUGAUGGCAGUUUCAGGGACAUGCACCGCCUUCGCGUCCUCUUUCUCCCUCUUCUGUUUUUUCCGCUUCUUCUGUGGCAUGGCCCUGUCUGGAAUAAUCCUUAACUCAUUCUCUCUCAUUGUAGAGUGGAUCCCCACUCGCAUUCGGACUGUGGUGGGUACAGGUACAGGCUACUGUUACACAACGGGUCAGCUGAUCCUGGCAGGGGUGGCUUACAACAUUCGAGACUGGCGCUGGCUCACACUGGCUGUCUCUCUUCCUUUCUAUGUCUUCUUCCUCUACUCUUGGUGGUUCUUGGAGUCUGCAAGAUGGCUAGUUCUUGCCAAGAAGCCAGAAGAGGCAGUUAAAAACCUCAAAUCUGUAGCUCGGAUGAAUGGCCGCAAGGCUGUGGGUGACAAAAUCGAUCUGGAGAUGCUGCAGGAAUCCAUGAAAAAAGAGAUUUCUAGCUCUAAGGUCACUCACAGUGCUCUGGACCUUGUGCGGACACGUACCAUGAGAGGCAUCACCCUGUGUCUCAGUGCAGUGUGGUUCUCAACAAGCUUUUCCUACUAUGGCUUGUCGAUGGAUUUACAGAAAUUUGGCGUGAACAUAUACUUGAUUCAGGUGAUCUUCGGUGCGGUGGACAUUCCAGCCAAAAUUGUUGUCACUGUAGCAAUGAGUAAGAUUGGACGAAGGGUGUCUCAGUGCACUUCACUCAUACUGGCUGGUAUUACCAUUCUAGCCAAUCAGCUCGUGCCUUAUGAACAACAGACAUUGCGUACCUCCUUGGCAGUAAUUGGGAAAGGGUGUCUGGCUGCUGCCUUCAACUGCUGUUACCUUUACUCAGGGGAACUAUAUCCCACAGUGGUUCGGCAGAACGGCAUGGGAUGGGUGUCCAUGAUGGCGCGUCUGGGGGCAAUGGUGGCUCCGUUGGUGCUUUUACUUUCAGAGGCAGUCACCUGGCUUCCAGGUGUAAUCUACGGAGGAGCUCCUGUAGUGAGUGGAAUCAUUGCUUACUUCCUCCCUGAGACGCUAAAUACUCCACUUCCUGAUACCCUCCAAGAUGCUGAGGAGAGAGGUUUCAGAAAAUUGAAAAAUUCAUUCUCUAAGAAAAAAGAAGAGGCAAUGACUGACCAGAACAAUAUGCCACUGAAGGAGUCCGUCUGAGGCCUUAUUUACAACACUAACAACCUGUGGUCAAAAUGUAGUAACAGAGUAAGAAGUUACCUUUGUACUGAUAGUCGGUUUUGUAAGUAGAAUGUAAAUUUGUUUAUUCAUAGUAAAUUUAUUCUAUUCUCAAACUUUUAGUAACUAGAAAUAUUAUAGACUAUUUUUACUGAAACUGUUUUAUAUAUGAAACUGUUCUCU